This is a messenger RNA of Fusarium coffeatum, 1281 nucleotides long. RefSeq lists its product as uncharacterized. NCBI's taxonomy places the organism in Eukaryota, Fungi, Ascomycota, Sordariomycetes, Hypocreales, Nectriaceae. The transcript has a single exon. The record is from RefSeq and is a predicted model, not a curated record. The coding region runs from base 1 to 1281 and encodes 426 amino acids.
AUGGCGUCUCCCGUAUCCCGCAGACGGCUCGUCGCCUCCAUCAUCUAUCGCACGCUCUACGUUCUUCUCUAUGUUUGUCUUCUCGGACUCUUAAUAGCUACUCCAGCCGAUGCGAUCCAUCGCUCGUUCCAAAACCGACAGCUCUAUAACAUCUGGAUUCUAAUUGCCGCCUACGUCACUGCCAUCGUUGUUGUUUCCUUCGUCUUUAUCACCCGCCUCUAUAUCAACAAAACCGAGUUGGGAUCGAUACCAAAGGGAUGGGUGCCUAUCGAAAAGGGCGAUCUGCGCUCGACUGUUCACAAGGUAAUCGGCUUGGGUCUUGGCCGCAGUGCAUCAAUCGCAUACGAAUCACGUCCAAGACUUCAGACUGAAAACACAGCCUCUGAUGACGAAAAUGUCGAAACGAGAGUCAAGAUGGGUUUCGAUGGCCCUGAAGGCCCCGCGGAGGAGCUUGUGGUGGUAAUACCUCGUCGAAAACCAGUAUGGGGAGAUAUUGAGCACUACGGAUGGUCCUCGCCCAACACGCCCGAUCUGCCCAACCUCGAGUACUCAACCGUCUUCUCCGAACUUCCCAAUCUUAUCGAAGGCAAGGCUUUGACUCUUGCACCCCCCGAUCCGACCUCUGAGACAAAUCCACCUCUACUCGAUCCCGAGGCUGUAGCUCUCCUCCAGCGAACCGCCAACAUGAGCUUGCGCGACUACGUAGUUCAUCUUGCCGGGUUGGGAGUACUCACCAUGGACGCAAACGCUACCAAGUUUCUUUCACACUAUGAAUACGCUCGCUUCUCUAAUCGACCCAUUUCUAAUGCUCAGUUCAAAGAGCUGAUGCACCUUUUUGCUGAAAUUCUCCGCGCAAUGGAGCCUCUGGACCCGAACAUCCUUGACGAUCAAGAAGAGGCAUCCUCGCCAUCCACCACCGGCGAUGACGAUACCAGAAGUGGCACUUCUCGCAGCAAUCUAACACCUUCGGAUGCUGCCAGUAUCAGUAGCUCUACUCGACGAUUAAGACAUCAACCUUCAACUAAUACCUGGAACGUCUACCAGACCGCUCCUAAUAGUAUGAGAAGUGGAAUUACUGGACGAGGAACUUUGUCACGAAGAUCAAGUAAUAAUAGUCUUGCUCAAAGUCAGCGCCGAUACCCCAUGAGCCACCCGUCAACCUCAAGCCUUCGGUCCAAGUCUUCAGGCAGCUCCGGGUCUGUCAUUCGAUUGGCUACGCACCAUGAUUCUACAGACCUGCCCUACGUGCUCAGUCUAAGAGAUACGACUGCUAGCUAUUAA